Molecule: messenger RNA, 2340 nt
Organism: Pteropus alecto (black flying fox)
Lineage: Eukaryota; Metazoa; Chordata; Mammalia; Chiroptera; Pteropodidae
Gene: PTGES2
Product: prostaglandin E synthase 2
Exons: 7
Coding region: 749-1867 (372 amino acids)
Cellular component (GO): mitochondrion
Molecular function (GO): prostaglandin-E synthase activity
Source: RefSeq, a predicted model, not a curated record
CCGUGGUGGUGGCUCCGGGCCUCAUCUCCGACUAGCGAGCCCGGCAGCGGGGCGGGGGCAGCCUGGGACCCCCAUUUUGCUCCAUCCCGCCGUUGGGGACGUGCGGGUGGGCGAGCCGGAGCUUCCGCGUGGUCGAAAUCCGAAACACGUGGUUUCUAAGGUCCCCAAACUGUAAAGAAAGUUUUAUGGUUCAGGCCAUAGCAGAAACGGUGCAGCGGUGCGGGAGGGCAGAAAGAGCCCGAGCUGCUGACGCCUUCCUCCUGUGGGUCGGGUCGGGCCGUUUCCGCGGCCCUCAAGGACCCGAACUCAUGACCCUUUCCCUGACACUCCGAAGGGUUCAGUCUCUUUCGACUGGGAGCACAAGGUAGAAAUGACUAACGAGAUAUUACGGAUGACAUUGAGGCUGAAAGACCACACAGGGAGCUACGUGGCCGAGCCCGGGCUAGUGCCCGAGUAUUCCUUGCAUUCGUCUGGGGUCACCACCGAGACCCGUUACAUCUACAAGUUCAAAAACAGGGUCAUUUAGCGACUCCCAGACAUCCCCGAGGGUGUUUCUGCGACUCUGCCGAGUGAAUGAAAGCUGGGCGCCAAGCAUGCACGCCCAAACCCGCGAAGGCUAUUCCUCUCCGCGCGGUGUCACUGUCACCCCUGGCAACCCGCGGGGUGCCGGAGACCCAGCUUUUUAAGGGUUGCCUAAGCCAGGCGAUCUUCGUUUUGCACGCCCGCCCGCGGCGCCGGCAGAGCGAACAUGGCUGUGGCUGCACGGGCGCUGUGGCCCAGCGGGCGCGCUCUGUCCUGGAGGCUGGGUGGUCGACCGGCGCCCGGACUGCUGGCUCAGAACCCGGCCGGCUUCGCGGGGGCGACGGGAGGCCCGAGCCCAGCCGCCAGCACUCACAAGCGGAGCCCGCAGCUCCUGGGGGCGGCGGCGCUGGCCCUGGGGGGCGCCUUGGGGGUGUACUACACCGCGCGGUGGCACCUGCGUGCCCAGGAUCUCCGCGCCGAGCUUCCAGCCACGCAGCUCUCCCUGUCCGGCCGCCUGCAGCUGACCCUCUACCAGUACAAAACGUGUCCCUUCUGCAGCAAGGUUCGUGCCUUCCUGGACUUUCACGCGCUGCCCUACGAGGUGGUGGAGGUGAAUCCCGUGCGUAGGGCCGAGAUCAAGUUCUCCUCCUACAGGAAGGUGCCUAUCCUACUGGCCCAGGAAGGAGACAGCUUGCAACAACUGAACGACUCCUCUGUCAUUAUCAGCGCCCUCAAGACCUACCUGGUGUCGGGGCAUCCCCUGGAAGACAUCAUCACCUACUACCCACCCAUGAAGGCCAUAAAUGACCAGGGCAAGGAGGUCACCGAGUUCUGCAACAAGUACUGGCUCAUGCUGGACGAGAAGGAGGCCCAGCGACUGUAUGGUGGGAAGGAGGCCAGGACGGAAGAGAUGAAGUGGCGGCAGUGGGCGGACGACUGGCUGGUGCACCUGAUCUCCCCCAACGUGUACCGCACGCCGGCCGAGGCCCUGGCCUCCUUUGACUACAUCGUCAGGGAGGGCAAGUUCGGGGCCAUGGAGGGCGCUGUGGCCAAGUACCUGGGUGCAGCCGCCAUGUACCUCAUCAGCAAGCGACUCAAGAGCAGGCACCACCUCCAGGAUGAUGUGCGCAAGGACCUCUAUGAGGCUGCCAACAAGUGGGUGGCGGCCGUGGGCAAAGACCGGCCCUUCAUGGGGGGCCAGAGGCCGAACCUAGCUGAUCUGGCGGUGUAUGGCGUGCUGCGCGUGAUGGAGGGCCUGGAGGCCUUCGACGACCUGAUGCGUCACACCCGCAUCCAGCCCUGGUACCUGCGGGUGGAGAAGGCCAUCGCCGAGGCCCCCCAGUGAGCCGAGCCUCCCCACUGAGAGGAACUGGGAUCCAGCAGACGUGGGCCGCCAGGGACCCGGGCCGCCGAGCCAGCACGCAGCAGUGCUGUGCAGGGGUGAGGACGGGAGCGUUCUGCCUCCUGCCCGCCCCAUGCCCCCAGCAUUCUCUGCUUCUCACACGGGACACCUGCUAGGGUUCUGGGACACUGAGGGACGAGGCCCAGGCCCAGUUCCCUUCACAGCCCCCGAGGGGCUCGGAGGGGCUACCUGCCACCGCCCUCCUCCUCCCCCUGCCUCCUGCUCUCCAGCUGUUCUCCAGGGCCCUAGGUGGCUGCCCUGCCUGUGCCCUGUGGCUGGGGAUUGGGCUGGGCACCUUUCCUGGACCAGGGAAGCAGGGGCACUCCGGUUUAGGGAGAGCCCUAUCCUCAGCUGCUCUUUCCAAAUGCUCCCAGGACUCUGUGACAUGUUUGAAAUAAAGGUGGCCGCUCCCCUCA